AGUCAGCCUAUCACUCGGCUCCCUCCAUUGCUCACUCCCUUCAUCCAUCCAUCCUCUUUCUCUUGGCCUGAGAGGCCGACUAGAUUACAGCUGCUAGGCAGCAUCUCUACUUGGAUGUCGUAAUCUCUGCAACUCUAGUAUGUGGCACUCGUCAUCUAAUCAUCCUGCUGCAUCGCCUGCACGUCCGGCCCAGGCUCGACCCGCGCCCGGUCGGCCGUACCAACCGUACCGAGCUCAGACCAACCAAUACCCGCCACAGCAGCAACAACAGCAAUCGUCCUCCUCCUACCCUUCUACAUCGGGGAACCAUGGCUCGACUGCUUUCCCGAUGCCGUCGCCUUACUCGCAGGGGCAUGGACCGCCCCAGCAGACCGGGUUCCCUCGGCCUUACACGAACCCGGCGUCUGGGCAAGCACGGCCUCCCUACCCAGUAGCCUCAGGUAGCUCUUACUCUGGACAUGCAGGACGUCCGCCCCCUAUCUCUUCUCCUUCUGCAUCAUACAAUGGGCAAAGUGGGAUGCCACGGCCGGGUCCAGGGAGCUCAUAUCCCAGCCAGGGAGGGCGUCCCCCGCCUAGUGUAGGGAGCUCGUAUCCCCCUCCAACGUCGAGGCCUUUUUCGAGGCCACCGCCGACACCAUCCAUGUCAAUGCCAGCUCCUGCUCACUGGAGUCCUUCGCCUCCUCUUCAACACUCGCCCCAUCCGCAAGGACCCGACACCUCGCGUCCGCGACCAGCCAGCCAGGACUCGUACAACUACUUUGCACAGCCGACCCGACCUGUCCGAGGCCCUGUCAUCCCGCCGCACCCACAUUCUCAAGGCCUUCCAUCGCCGCAGGGCCACACCAUGCUUCCCUCUCCACUGCCGAAGGAUCCUUACGAUGAUGAUGCAGAUCUUCAGGCCGCCCUUGCAGCGUCUCAGCAAUCGGCUCAGAAAGAAGCCGAGCUGCGUCGGGCGACUGAAGCAGAGGAGAUGAGGAGGCUCGAAGACCUGCACAGGCGGGAGCAAGCAGAUAGACAACGCAGAGAAGCGGAACGUCAGCGGGAAGAGGAAGCACAGAUGAGGCUAGUGAUGGAGCAGAGCAGGGAGGAAGAGCUGAGGAGGGAACAGGAAGCCAGGGAGAGAGAGGCUAGAGCUGUUGAGGAGUCGAGGGUGCAUGCUGCGAGAGAGGCUAUCAAGCGUGCUGAGGAAGAAGAAGAGCAUAUGCGUCAAGUCAUGGAAGCUAGUCUGAAAGAGGAGUGGGAGAGGAGAAGAGAGGCAGAGGAGGAAGAAGUAAGGAUGGUGGAGAGGAUACGCAGGGAGAUUGAAGAGCAGCAAGCAGCAAGCAGCGCGAGCUCAUCGCGUCCUACCACAGCUGGACCCAGCGGUAGCUCGGGUAGCGGAGGGUUCCAGCAUGUCGAGCCUGCUGCCUCUUCUUCCACAGAGGGCGCUGAUUCAGGCCGCAUCAGACGCCCUUUGCCGGUCCUACCUCCUAUCCCGCAGAGCCGACCUUCCUCAGAGGGAGCAUCUGUGCCUGCACCAGGACCGUCGAAAGUGCCACUCCCAGAUCCUCAGUCUGUUCAGAAUCACGAACAGCCUCUGCCUAAUGAGGAUCGGCUAGACGACAAUGACGACCGAGACGACCCCUUUGCGGAUGCAGCGGAAGCUCCUCCUGCAUACGAUCACAUCGGUGCGGAUCGUCCCCCCGAGGCUCCCAGUCGAGCCCCUACUGGGUUCUGGGAUGAAGCGAGAGCAAGACGAAUUCGAGAGCAGCGAGCUGCAAAUGGCGGACGACCAGAGCCAGAAACGACACCGCACGUGCCGACAGAUCCUCUCGAGGAGAAGCGACGGAUGGAAGCUCUUGGCCGGCGGGACCCUGCUCCGGAUGGGUCAGCGGGAGGUAGCAGUACUGUCACCAGGAAGGAAUCAGAACGAGCAACACACCCUCGUCAGCCAGGUUCGAACUCACAGGACGGCAGCAAGCCCACGCCUGCAUUGUCAAACAGCCCUGGCAUCAGUCGGCCUGACGUUGCUCCUGUUCAGAACGGCCACAGCCCUGCCGGAAGCGCAGGAAGUGGUCAAUACCCAGUCACUCCUGGACACGGAAUUGAUCGUCAGAGUUCGCGUUCGAGUGUUGCCUCGACCGCUAGUCGCUUCACAGCGACAUCAAGUCGAUCGAAUUCAAUGACAGGCACAGCGCGCACGCGUCAGACUUCUGCUACUGGGGAUCUCUCUGUGCCCAGCAGAGUCGGCAAAGGACGAGAAGGCUCGAGGUCUCCAUCUGUAUCGGAGCUAGGUAGUGGUCGUCCCUCUUUGCCCGGACAGAAAGCUCCGAUUGGGAUUGACUGGGGUUACUCGGACACUGCCUUCGCUACCAAGCUUCGGCCAGGUCCUCGGGAACAUUUCAUGAGGCGGACCGGUAGCUCAGAAGAGGAACAAGCUUCUAGUAGCCAAGAUUCGAUGACGGAGCAAGAGGAAGCCCUGCUCAAGUCGCGCUUCCCAGGUGUCAUCUCCCUGUCUAGCACCAGAGCCAGAGACGCAUCUGAGGGCGGUUCAAGCAUUUCCUGCCCUUAUUUUACUGUACGCUGUGGAUCCUGGAAGAUCUUGCUGCGCUCUCUUGCGUGGCUGGGAAACACCCGCAUCGAGGCUGCUCCUCAAGCGGUGGCAGAUGCUGCAGAGAACAAUCGUAUUCCUCUCUUGCGCAUGGAAGUCGAGUUUGUCACCCCUGCAAGUCGAAAAGGAUCAAACAGCGAUCGCUUCUCGCUGCAAGUUGAUCCUACCAGAAGUGGAGCUGAGGAAGUAGCGGCCAAGGCUCGUCAACGUAUAGCUAUGAGGCCUACUGCCUGCGUCUCUAUCUGCAUGAGUCUCUGUCAGCAAGAUGCCAAAGGUCAUGUACAUCGCACACAGGGUACAGGCUCGACCGGAAGCAAUCAAGCGUACCAUGAUGGGGCUCGCACCCAGGCAGAGCGAGAGUUGGACAUGGGAUACCUGAAGCGCGGCUCAGACCGGCGGGUACUCAACCUUCCCCCGAGCUCAAUGGGCAUCGGACCGGUCACUUCUGCCUACUCGAUGACCUACCAAGCCAACCCAGCUCAGGUGGCCAAGGAGACCAGGGCGGGAUUGGACCUCCCUACGACUCUGGUAGAGCUGGCUCAACACCUCCAGAAGGCUCACCGCUUCUCCGCCUCCUGCCCUUCGAGCGGGUAUACUGCUCGCCACUCUCCCCGUGAUCUAUACCACAUCAUCGAAGCGCACGACGAGAAGUGGCUUGGUAAGCUGCAGAAGGAGAGUGCGUCGCAAGCAGCUGGGGGCAAUGCUGGGCUGGUAUACAGCUAUCUCCCCACCGAUGGAUCGGCCAAUGGUACCGAAGCCGAAGAGCGACUGCUGCCUCUCUCGUCCGUAUCGGCCGACGGACCUCCGUUGGUCCUCUGGGACGAGUCCUCCCUGGGACACAGCGCUCCUACCGGCUCCUCUUCGUCCGGCAGUGGCAGUGGGCAGAACCCCCUCCUGACGUCUUACUCGUACAACUCCCUCUCCACAGGCGGAGGCGGCGGCGACAUAGGUCUCAGCAAUGGUCUUCCUGACGGGAGCGAGAGGAGUGGGUUGGGAAGGAUGAAGGAUCGGGUCAAGAAGAAGCUCAAGGGACGGCAAGGAGAUGUGGGAGAGGGCGAGGAGUUGGCGAACUGGAUCACUCCGCUUGAUUUGAGUGAGGUAGGGGGUGGUGAGGAGGCGGGGGAUACGAGGACGAGCGUGGACGUCGGGAGACGAUAGCAAACGAUCAGGGUGUUGGGCCCGAUAUCUGGGGCCUGACCAAUUACAUCGUGAGCUCAGCAUCUGCUACGUUCUUCCUCUACAGUACGAGGUCUAAAGAGCUGUACGUGCGAGAUACCAGCGCCAGCGAAAUUGAACCACUGAGGCGAAAACAGACUCUCCAUUGUCAAUAGAACAGUACGGUGUUGUCAAUAAUUCGAAAAUGACUGUAUGGGUCAAGCCUUGUAGUCUUCAG
This is a messenger RNA of Microstroma glucosiphilum, 3983 nucleotides long. RefSeq lists its product as hypothetical. Lineage: Eukaryota; Fungi; Basidiomycota; Exobasidiomycetes; Microstromatales; Microstromataceae. Bases 140 to 3748 code for a protein of 1202 amino acids. The transcript has a single exon. The record is from RefSeq and is a predicted model, not a curated record.